Triticum dicoccoides is the source of this 1740-nucleotide messenger RNA. RefSeq lists its product as uncharacterized. The record is from RefSeq and is a predicted model, not a curated record. The transcript has 8 exons. Lineage: Eukaryota; Viridiplantae; Streptophyta; Magnoliopsida; Poales; Poaceae. The coding region runs from base 228 to 926 and encodes 232 amino acids.
GGUCUCGGGCGGUAAUUGAAUGGGUCGUCCGGUACCUUCGGCAGCACACAGCUGACCUAAUUUUGGGAGCUCUGGCGGAUUCCGGCGGCCAACGGCGGCAACAACGACCAGCAUGGCAGCCAUCCACUUUCCUUGAGGAGGUCCGUGAGUGUUUGGUUCCCGCCCCGGUGGUGGCGGAGCCAAUAGCGGUCGGUACGGUAGUGGAGCGUGAGGUGGCGUCGCAAAAGAUGCUGGAUCAGGCGCAACCGGAGCCGGAGGGUCUAGCUUUCACAGCGAAGGCACAAAUCUUGUCGGCCAGUGAAGCAGCAGCGGAGAGGAAAGGCGGUUCUCCACCCAGUUCAGAGCUGUCAACUGGGAAGAUGAACCCCCGAGCGCCUGGAUGGAACAAGAGGUUGAGGACCGGUGCUACAGCUACAAGUCGCCCACCUUGCCCAAACCACACCAGUGCAUCUGAGAAGGUCGUUCGUAGCUAUGCCGAAAACCCAACUGAGAAUGUCAUAACCCAAACUAUCGGCACAACGUUCAACUCGGUUGGGGAGGCAUACGACUUUUACAAUCUGUAUUCAUGGGAAAAGGGCUUUGGUAUUCGAUACGGCAAGAGCCAACUGAAUGUUGAGAGGACGAAGUGCAUGCAGGAAAUAGUCUGUGGUUGCUCGGGGAAAGCUGGUGUGGAGAACACAAGGUCAUGUUGUUGCGAAUGCCCUGCUCUGAUAAGGCUGCUACGAGCAGAGGAUAAUGGACCAAUGCGUCAGAGGCAAGUGGCGAAUGCAACGACCGCUGUGUCAAGGCAUAAUGCCAUUGAUGCAAGUCCCCCGGGCUUCGGGCAUAGCAUGGCCACAUCUGUUGUGUGCAACACGCAGAAGGAGAUGAAAAUGAAAUGGGGAAUAUAUUGCAAGAGAUCACAGAAAUGCAAGCUACUGUUGUAGAUGGGGGGAGAAGACAUGUAACUUCAUCGUGCAAAAAUAUAACGAUUGGCAUGGUGUGUUGGAGCCAGGAAUGUCACUGUGAAACAUGAGAGCGAUGAGGAUAGCAGUAGACAGCCUCGUGUGCUAGACAUUGACGGGGAGUGUGUGAGGCAGCUCCAGAAAGAGCUGGAUGAGGAAUAUGUGAUUGAGGAAGCAAGCCAUCAAGCAAACUGACUAAAAUCAAUGAUUACCCCGGGAGUGGUUGUGUGCAUGGUGAACACUGAUAGCAGCAAAGAUGUUGAUUCGAAGAAUGGUCUGAUCAUGAGCAUGACUGGCUGGUGGAGAUUGAUAGGAGAUUAAACGAGCAAGAAGAUAAAGACGCUGAACUGGCGACGAAAUGUCAGGAAGAGACGGAAAGGGAAUCAAAGGAGUAGCAGGCGAAACAUGAAGAGCUUGCAAGUAAGUGUCAACACGAGAUUGAAUAGAAAGCAAUGGAGCAAUUGGCAAAUAAUGACCAUCUUGCACAUAUGUAUCAGAAGAUGUAUGACCAGAAGGCCACUGACGAGCAAAUCAGGGUGGCGACCACGCAUCAUGGUCAGGGAACAACCACGCAUCAUGGUUAGGGAACAGGGGCAGGUGGUCAUAGAGCAUCAGAUACAUUUGUGGAAAAAUUAAAUUCGUAUUGACAGAAUGGUUUCACAUUCACAAGUGCAUGUGAUGAAUUUCCUUGCUUUGUAGACAUGGGAGUUCACACGAGGUUGGAUGAUUUUUUCCACUGUCGGACUGGUCUGGGCAGAUGAUACGUCUCCAAUGUAUCUAUAAUUUUUUAUUGUUC